GAGGUCAAAGGACACCUCUUGCUUGGAUAAGUGCGACCGUAGUAAAUCAACCAUCCGAGUCGUCCGCGAGUAGGCGUAGACCCUUCUACUUCUCCCUCAGCACGCCUACGGCUUCCUGGACGGCAAACCAGUUCCAAAUAUUCUCCAGGUUUGGGCACAGGGUAUGCAGAAACAGGGCAACCUGGCGAAGGCCGACGAUAUUCGCACCAUGAAGGAAGUCCUCAAGGAUGAGGCUGAAGUUCCCGGGCUGCCACUUGGGGUCGCGCAAGCUCCAGCCAAUCGCUCUGACAAGACGAGAGCGAGCAAAUACGAGUUCCCAAUCCUGGCGAGCAAGUAAUGACACGCACCAUGAUUCGUUCACGGCCAGCCUUGGGACUGAUAGUCCGCGAGUCUUCAGUUAACAGUCGCGGCAGCGGCGCCGGGGAGGGAAGAUCACUCUAGAGCAAAUCAUUCGCCAUGGCCGUCCGUGCCUUGGACACGAGUGACAACGAGUGAAGCGUGCGCGCAUCGACUCUUCCACCGAUG
Messenger RNA from Schizophyllum commune H4-8, 525 nucleotides. RefSeq lists its product as uncharacterized. The record is from RefSeq and is a predicted model, not a curated record. The transcript has 3 exons. The annotation marks the transcript as partial. NCBI's taxonomy places the organism in Eukaryota, Fungi, Basidiomycota, Agaricomycetes, Agaricales, Schizophyllaceae.